Paraglomus occultum is the source of this 516-nucleotide messenger RNA. The record is from the annotation of a GenBank genome assembly. NCBI's taxonomy places the organism in Eukaryota, Fungi, Glomeromycota, Glomeromycetes, Paraglomerales, Paraglomeraceae.
ACAGUCUGGUUGAAAGAUACUGAUAUGAUAGCCAAGUCAGACUCUGUCUCCACUCCGGACAAUUAUUCAUCACAAAAGAUAUUCCCGGAUGAAGAUAAUCCAGUUAUUGUCAAAGCUGUUAUUUUGCAUAAGAUGGCCUCUACCCCAAGAGACAAGGUUUAUUUGGUAGAUCGCAAUCGAGUUUAUAUUGAAAUGGAUAAUCAAGCAUGGAAAUGGACAGAUCUGCCUUUGGGACUUAAGCAAGUCAAGUUUGGAAAUACUGAAGAAGAGAGAGAGACUCUAUAUCUACUUAGUAAGAUGAAGAUUGAAGCAAAUAAUUGGAAUGAUGUAUUAGCAUGGGACAUUAAUGUCCAAGCAAAGUUUAUAGGUGGUCAGCCUGCACUGAAUGCUACAUAUACACAAAACCUUGGAGUGUACCACCUGCAUGCAAUCUUUGUUGACCUCUCAAAAAUUGAAGAGAUUCAACCUACUGAUCAGGUUGCUGCUGUUACAGCUAUGUUCAAUGAUCUCAAAUAA